CUCCCCCCGCCCGCAGCCGCCGCGCCAACGGAGGGCGCGCCGAGGCGCCGCGCGCCUUUCAUUGGCCCGCCCGCCUCAUCAAUCCCAGGUAUUGUAAAGCGCUUGACAUCCCCUUUUGACAAACAGGGCUGCCAGGAGUAGCAACUUUUUUUUUAGCCAAAUUUUUUCCCUCUUCUUAUGGAAAAAAAUUUUUGCCACGAUUUCUUUUCCUUUUCGCAUUCAUAGACAUUCUCUCUCCUCUUUAUCCGUAUCCCUCUCCCUUUCCCUCUCCAUCUCUCUUUCUCUAUCUUGUCCUUCUUCAGACCUGCUCUUAGCUUAGCGAUUAGCGACUUCGGGCGUCUCCGAGAACAGGAGGCGGGGAUGGGGCUGGUAAACACUAAGCUAAGGCACUUCCAGAAUGUCCCGAUUCAGCAACUUUCUUUUCUUUCUUUCCCCCGUCCCCGCCUUGAAGGGCAGCAAAGGAGGCUUUUGUUAUUUGCUCCUUUUGAAGUUCGCUUCCCUCUUGCUUCGUCCCCCUCCUGUUUAUAAUUUAAGAUCUAGGGAGCACACAGGCACACCACUUUCUCUUUACCAGAAAUGUGAUUUCUCAGGACAACCGGUUGCCUCGAUUUUCUCACUGUUAUCAAAUCAAUCAGACCUCCUGCUCCCUCCUCCCCCCCAAAAAAUAAGCACAGGUGGAUGAGAGCUCCAACUUUCCAGGUUCAGGGUUUUUUGUUUUUGUGGGUUUUUUUUUUUUUUUUUUAGCAAAUUGAAAACAUUGUUGCCGAAUUUUUAUUUUUUCCUUUCCUGUGAUAUUCUUUUCUUUUCUCCCUUUUCCCUAGUCUCCCUUGUCUGCCCCCACUAACCCCUCUCUCUGCACUCCUGUUCCCAACCCUGGCCCCUUUCAUUCAGGUAAAACUGUAAAUUUCCCAACACGCCAUUGUUCUUCAGGACUGCCCAAAGCUCCCUAGAAAUCCCCGAAUACUUUUUUUGGUAUUUAAAUCUCCGAUAGAUAGGACCAAUGUAAAUUUUGUGACAUUCAAACCUUUUCUAGUUCACAAAUCAGUCACCCUUGUCACAGUUAUUGAAAUUCCGCAACUCGCCACACCAGGACGGUGGAAAAAGCGGGCGCGGUCUUUGUUGCCGACCAGGCUUUUGAUCGCCAGAGAAAAUUUACUUACCUUCAGAUGAGUGAGCAGAAAAAGAAAUAACACUCCCUUUGAUUUAGUUAGGAAAAUGCAGACAUUUGGAUUCAGUGCAAACAUACAACACUCGCUUGUUUUCGCGAUGCGGCCCUCGAUUAACCUGUCUUUGCCCAGCGCAAAGUCUAUUCAACAACUGCGCGUAGUUGCUUUUUGUCCCGUCCACAAAGAGCCAUUGACUAUAUAUUAAAAUGAUUGUUGAAAGGUAGAGGAGUAUGGCACUUAAAAGCAGGGGAAAAAAAUCCCUGUGACUCAAUCAAUUAAGGCGAGCAACAUUUAUGCAUUUCAAAAAAUGCAUGCGGAUGCGGGGGGUUGGGGGAUGAAGGUUGCAUUUCUCCGCAGCUCUGUUUAAAACCCAGCAGCCCAGGCCGAGGGUUUAGCUGAAGCGUCUGCAUAUUCAUUAGGUCUAAUUAUUUUCUAGUAAGGAAAACACAAAAAGCCAAGAGUCGGAAUCCUUCAAUUUGCCCUUUGUUUCUAACUUCAUUUGGCUUCUUUGCAGCUGAAUCACAGCCCUAAACUCUUUUCUCAGACAAAGAGACCUCAACUCAUCCUUUCACAGGCGGCCCCGUUAGGAAACUCACCAGUGCCUGGGCGAGAGGAAAAUGAAAAUGAACAUUUUUUGCCCAGUCGCCUGUUCGGGCUGCACAGGCUGGAAGAAGGCAGGGUCAGCGUUGGCCUGUCCUCCUUUCUGGUUUCCUGGUCUUUUCAUCGACUAGAUUCUCGCUUGGGGCUGGCGAGCUGAGCUGCCCUUUCCCUGGGCUCUCCCUGCUCAAAACUGGACUUCUGUUAGCUGGGAUGGUUUCCUGGUGUCUGAAGGAAACUGGCUGAGCAUUUGCGCUUGUUGUGCUGGGAAAUAGAAAUUUGAGAAAGAAAAAAAAAAUCAAAUGUUCGGUCCCCAGCAACAAGUCUGAGUGCAACAGCCCCCGAAUUCCCUGCCAGCUUUGAGUGGAACCAGGACGGGGAAUGAAGGCAAAGGGCUGGGGCUUGAAGGGUGGUUUAAAAAAAAAAUGUUAUAUACUUUGUUUUUAAAAAAGAUAUAUCGGAGCCACUCAGUCUUUUCUGCUGCCUACAAGGGAAAUUUGGAUCCUGCCUCCACUGCCGUUGUAAAACUCUUAUCUGCAAGGAGAAGCUUUCUCUAGAGGCUGUACUGCUUUCACCAGGGAGAACAAAUCUUGAACCCACCUCUCCUGCCUUUCAAAAAAAAAAAAAAAAAAAAAAACAAGGGAGGGGACCUGAGGGGAGAAGGGUAGCCGCCGUUGGGAGGGGGAGAGGGGAAAUAAUUCUUCAAAAAAGAAAAGUCAGUCCUCUCCUCUCCUGUUCGUGGAAUAUCCAAGGGGGACGUUGACAAGAGGGUAUUUUUAGGAAACGCGUCCAAAUAUACAGAGUAAGAGUGAAUGUGAGAAAAAAAAAGUUGUGGGUUGUAGAAGUUAUCAAGUGGGAUUUGCGGCGCUCUCUGCAGGAAACGCAAGCGGCUCCAGUUCAAAGCCACAUGCACCAACGUGACAUAUAAGCCAUUAAAAUAUCAUCCUGACGGCUCAUUUCUGCUUCAUCAUACAUUCCCUAACUGCUUCCCGAAAGCUGGAAAAGGAGAAAUGAAAGAUGACCGCCUCGCUGGAACCACAAAAGAGAGGCUUGGAGGGUUUUGUGGUCCCCCUCAGCCACCUCAAAGUGAUGUGCAGAAAUGAGGCGAUCCCGGCAACAGGUGGAGCGGGGCUCAAAGUCAGAAAAUGAGAUACAAGACUUCUUUAGUGAUGAGGAAACGAAUGCGGCUUUACCGAAACGCCCUGAAAGAGUCAAGUAGCAGCUCCGGACACCAUGGCCCCCAGCUCGCUGCCGCCUCCAGCCCCUCGGUGUUACCGGGCUUUCACGAGCAGCCUCCCCAGGUCUCCCCUAGCUGCACUUUGAAUGGACUCCUGCGUCUGGGGCUCCCCGGAGACAUGUACGCACGGCCCGAACCCUUCCCGCCGGGACCUGUGGCCCGCAGCGACGCCCUGGCAGCUGCCGCAGCCCUGCACAACUACGGGGGCAUGAACCUGACCAUGAACCUCGCCGCACCCCACGGUCCCGGCGCCUUCUUCCGCUACAUGCGCCAGCCCAUCAAACAGGAGCUCAUCUGCAAGUGGCUGGCGGCCGACGGCCCCGCACCCCCGCGCCUCUGCUCCAAAACUUUCAGCAACAUGCACGAGCUGGUCACGCACGUCACCGUGGAGCACGUCGGAGGCCCUGAGCAGAGUAACCACAUCUGCUUCUGGGAGGAGUGUCCGCGCCAGGGCAAGCCCUUUAAAGCCAAAUACAAACUUGUAAAUCACAUCCGCGUGCACACGGGCGAGAAGCCCUUCCCUUGUCCUUUCCCGGGGUGUGGGAAAGUCUUUGCUAGAUCAGAAAAUCUCAAAAUACACAAAAGAACUCACACAGGGGAGAAGCCCUUCAGGUGCGAGUUCGAGGGCUGCGAGCGGCGCUUCGCCAACAGCAGCGACCGCAAGAAGCACUCGCACGUGCACACGAGUGACAAGCCCUACACGUGCAAAGUGCGCGGCUGCGACAAGUGCUACACGCACCCCAGCUCGCUGCGUAAGCACAUGAAGGUGCACGGGCGCUCGCCGCCGCCGCCCAGCUCUGGCUACGACUCGGCCACACCGUCUGCCCUCGUGUCGCCCUCGUCGGACUUCGGCCGCGAGCCCCCGGUGGCCUCCUCGGCGGCGGUGGCGGCGCGUAGCGCCGACCUGAGCGAAUGAUGUCCUCCGCGUUGCUCGCAAGGUAAUCUCGCCCUGCGCAGCUGAGCGCCCGCAUCUUGCGCCUGCGACAUCAAAGGGCCCGCGCACAAAGCAAUGUUUCUUCGCCACGGUGCAUCUUCAUGGUAAGUUAGGAUUUCUAUGGCAAUGGGCAAGUCGCACUGAAAUCCUGAAAGGCCGAGCCUGGAGCCCGUCCAGGCUUUUCAUUAAGGACAUAAUAUUUACGUCUAACAGGCCUUUUUUCUUGUGUAUACAAGUAUAUAUUUUUGUUUGACGCGGACUAAAUCAUUUUCAUUUAAUUUCCGGUAAACAAAACCCACGCGAAUGGGCACUUGUUCCCGAUCAUAAUAAAAAUGGAUAAUAAUGUGAGGGAAGAAAAGGGCCGCUUGAAUCGCCGCUCAGCUCCCUUUGUUUCUGCUUUCUGCGGUGAUCAGAGGGCGCAUUUGGGUUUGAUGGCGAGUUUCUAAAGGCGAGGAAAUGGUUUGUAAGAGGGGAAAGAAAAGGAGAAAGGUCUAAUCAAGCUCGGGUUGUUCAAAGAGUCGGGUUUUGGGGUUGAAAGUGUGAGUUUGACGGUGCAUCAGCAUGCCGCGUUAGGCUCGCCAUGGAAAUGCGCGCGGGGAGCGGCCGCUUCAAAGGCGGCACACUUCACUGCAGACACUCUAUUAAGAUACAUUUGCGCUGACCUUUGCUUUCACGCCAUUUAAUACUGUCACUGUGCUCUCCAGUAUAUACUUCCUCCUUAGGACCUGCCUCGCCAGCGUUUAGGGGUUCACCUGGCACUCCGAUGGGGGCGGGGGAGGGGCGCUUUGGCAGCAGGGAAGCUUUCGGGAAAGGGAGGAGCCAGACUCGUGCAUCUUGACUGCGCCCUAAAGAGGCUCCAGGGUCAGAAGUAAAUAACUUUAGGACGAGCUCAGAAGCUUAACAAAUGAGCAUCCCCAGCUCGGUUUUGUGCCAAGUGCCUCUCAGCAUCUUGAGCAUGUUGGAGGCCUGAAUUUCAAUGGGACUUGGGGGAAGGAAAGGAGCCACCCUGGAUGAGUCUGGGGAGUUCAGACUGUGCCUUUGGGACAUUUUCACUCUGGCCCCCAGCCCAGCCCAUUCUGCCCCUCUAUCCCGGAAGUUUCUCACAGACCCCCAAACUUGUUUCUCCGCAGGGUGGGGUGUAUGGUACCCCUCAGGCCUGCGCUGGCCCUGGGCACAGACUCAAGAGCCCAAGGCCAAGGGGAUAGGGAAGAUGGCAGGAAAGUUAGAAGUCCAUGUUCCCUUAAUUGUCUUGUUGUUUAUUUUAUCCAAGUACCCCAGUGAAUAGGGGAAAAAUAAACACGGUGGAAAAAAAAUCAAACAGUGGAGUCUUCUUUAGUGCCAGUCCUUGUGGUUGAAUAAAAAGGAUGGUCCGCUUUCUAUUGAGCUGAGAAAUCUUUGAAGUGGGAGUUAUUAUCUGAGACAUUCCUGCUUGUCGUCCUAACAACGCUGAUGAAACGUAAAAGGUUCUUUGUCAGCGAUUUGUUCUCCUCUCUGUCAAACUCCCUCUGCCCCGUUAGUUUCAAACUGUUUCUAAAGAGAUAAAAUCUAACUUUUUUUAAAAAAAAUACAUGCACACUACACUAACUGAUAACUUAAGGCCAAGUCCUGCUAAGGGAAAAACAAAAGCAAUGCAGAGACAUCAGGUCCAGAGCCUGCGGAGGUGUGCAGAUGUUGAGGGGCCCUUUGCCCAGGCUCUGGGACAGGAGGGAAAGAAUGCAGAGAUAGCGCAGGCAGAGGGUAUACACCCUAAGCCUACACUGUAUGUCUGCUUCUCUCUUCUCUGGUCUGCACUCAAUUAGUCCAAGUCAGGUCACCUAGAGACCCCUCAAGCUCCCAAUAUUCUUGCUCCGAAUCCUUGGAACCAAGGCUGCAGCCAAGCAAUUGUUACUAUUUCCUGCUCCUUCGAAGACAAUCUCUGCUAAAAAGAGACCCAUUGUGUGUUUCUUCCCACUAGCAGCAAUCAGCAAGCUCUUUCUGCCAUUAAUAGAAAGGAGAGUGGCUUGAGGGAGACAGACAUUUUUAUAAUUUCCUGUUUUCUUCAGAAUCUUGGCAGUUGGAGUUCAGAAGGUCCACGACCCCAAAGUGCAUGCAAACGCCCCCCUCCCAUCCACAUGUGCAGUUCUUCAUUUCAUAUUGUGCCCAAGAAAGAAACUUUCACCCGUCCAGCUUUCCCCAAACCUUCUGAUGUAGUUUUAAAGGUGGUUUAAAUAAACAAGGAUGUUCCAGCCUCCCCACCCCGUGUGUGCUGACUAAAUGAUUUGUAAAGAAGUUUCCCCAAGCUGUAACCCAUGCUGUUAUUAUAGUUGCUACAAAAUGUUGUCUCUUAUAUUGAUUUUUAUUUGUUUACUGGAGGUCCCCAUAUGUUUGUUUAUAUUGCUAAUUUAUGGGACAAUGUAAUGAUUGCAAUGAAUGUGAAUUAUACAGACAGGCAAAUGUUUUGUAAUCGUAAUUCACACACGCAAGAACGCCUGACUGAAAUCUUAGACUAUUUGGUACCCUCUCUAGCCACACUGUUUGUGAUUUAUCACCUGUCCCCUUAGCAUCCUUAAAUUAUGAACUAACUUGAAAGAAAAAAAAAGUUGUCAUGUAUUUGACUGAAAGUGAUUGUUGAAUGAAAACAUAGUUGAAAGCUGUGGUUUAAUUUCGCUGUAAAUAUGUACAAGUGAAUUAAAAUCUGUGAUUCCUUUUCCCUCCAAAGGCUUUUGUGUACAUGGAGCUCCGUCUUGCUAUUUUCUUUGGAAAUAAACGAUGUGAUGUUCCCCUUC
Messenger RNA from Balaenoptera musculus (blue whale), 6699 nucleotides. RefSeq names its product Zic family member 4 (gene ZIC4). Gene Ontology annotation, biological process: central nervous system development; regulation of transcription by RNA polymerase II. Bases 2909 to 3916 code for a protein of 335 amino acids. Gene Ontology annotation, cellular component: nucleus. Gene Ontology annotation, molecular function: DNA-binding transcription factor activity, RNA polymerase II-specific; RNA polymerase II cis-regulatory region sequence-specific DNA binding. The record is from RefSeq and is a predicted model, not a curated record. The transcript has 5 exons. NCBI's taxonomy places the organism in Eukaryota, Metazoa, Chordata, Mammalia, Artiodactyla, Balaenopteridae.